AUGAACGUGCGAGAAUUCCUCUCAAAUGACCAGACAUUCAAUGAGCAACUACCCAAGUCGGACCGAGCACGAAUGAGUCAAAUAAAGAAAAUAUUAGGGAUUAAGUGGAAUCCACACAAGGAUCAUAUCCAAAUAACACUAAAUCCAUGGACCGAACAAACAACAACAAAAAGAACUAUUCUACGGUUCAUCGCCUCACAAUACGACCCACUUGGAUUCCUAGUACCACUGAUAGUACCGUUCAAGAUAUUUCUCCAAGAACUCUGGAGAAAAAACAUACAUUGGGAUCAACCCCUCGACAAUCAAUUGAUUGAAACCUGGAACAAUCUUGUGGUAAAAUGCCCAACUCAUAUCAAGGAAAUCCCGCGAUUCACAAUCGAUUUAUCACAACAAAUUACCUUUCAUGUUUUCACCGAUGCAUCUACAGUGGCAUAUGCUGCAGUAGUAUACGCCCAUCAAAAUACGCAUACGUCGUUACUCUUUGCUAAAUCACGAUUAGCACCUAUUAAAGGAAUGACGAUACCAAAGCUAGAAUUACUAGCUAUUCUCAUCGGUGUACGCGCAGCUCAGUUUGUCAUCAAACAAAUGCAAUUAGAAAAUCCAAAGGUAGUGGUAUGGUCUGACUCUCGCUGUGCACUACAUUGGAUACAAAACAACUCUCGCCUCCUACCAAAAUUUAUACAGAAUCGUGUGGAAGAAAUACAAAUGGCGAAAUUCGCAUAUCGGUAUAUCCCAAGCGAACACAAUCCAGCAGACAUUGCUACCAGAGGAACCAUUCCGACUCGUCUAAUAAGUUACGAGCCUUGGUGGAGCGGGCCCACAUGGAUCAAUGGUAAUGAACCGAAUUGGCCUCAUUGGGAAUACGACGUUCCACAAGAAGAGGAUAACGAAGAAGAUAAGAAUAUAGUAGCAACAACAACCACAGAAGAAAUCAUCAAUACAAAUCGAAUCAAUCUCCUGGAGGCAAAACGAUUCAGUAAAUGGACAAAGAUGAUAAGAACAACAGUAAGAGUACUAAAAUUUCUCAAAAAAUUAUCUAAAGGAAAAUUAACCUGGUUAAGCAGCGUAUCAGAAAGGAAUCCGAUUUACACCCGAGGAUUACAAUCUCGCUGCGGAACUACUAAUAAAACAAUCCCAAUCGGAAGGUAUAACAGCAGAAGAAGUGGAAAAGUACAAUCUGCACUAUGCAGACAGGUACUGGAGAUUCCAGAGCAGACUACAAUUGCCGAACGACAGGGAAUACUCAUCCCAAACAAUAUAUCUCCCCAGACACAAUCGAAUAACAGAACUAAUUAUUCAACACCACCACGAAACGACGCAUCAUGGAGGUAUCCCUCAAACUAUUUCCAGAAUAAGAAAGCUUUACUGGAUUCCGAAAGGAAGGGCUGA
This is a messenger RNA of Brugia pahangi, 1389 nucleotides long. The record is from the annotation of a GenBank genome assembly. Lineage: Eukaryota; Metazoa; Nematoda; Chromadorea; Rhabditida; Onchocercidae.